Molecule: messenger RNA, 3580 nt
Organism: Xiphophorus maculatus (southern platyfish)
Lineage: Eukaryota; Metazoa; Chordata; Actinopteri; Cyprinodontiformes; Poeciliidae
Gene: chic2
Product: cysteine-rich hydrophobic domain-containing protein 2
Exons: 6
Coding region: 177-686 (169 amino acids)
Source: RefSeq, a predicted model, not a curated record
GUCGUGCUGUUCCAGCGGCGGAUGUUGAUGUUUUGUUUCGGAGCUCGCUGAGGCGAUAUGUGAACUACUUCAUAUUUUUGUACCCGUCCUCUCCGUUUUGUCUUGGGCCUGCGUUUUAGGGAAGGUUUCUCUGUUUGUCGGCACCGUGUUUCUCCCGGUGUCACUGCCGGGGAGCGAUGAUGGAGGACUUUGAUGAAAUCUACGAAGAGGAGGAGGAAGAAGAGGACGAGGACAGGGCCGCAGAGGAACAGCUCCUCAAGUACGCUCCGGACCCGGUGGUGGUUCGAGGGUCCGGCCACGUCACGGUGUUUGGACUUAGUAACAAAUUUGAGUCAGAAUUUCCUUCAGCACUUACAGGGAAGGUGGCACCAGAAGAAUUCAAAGCCAGUAUCAAUCGAGUGAACAGCUGCCUGAGGAAGACGCUCCCAGUGAACGUGCGGUGGCUGCUGUGCGGCUGCCUCUGCUGCUGCUGCACUCUGGGCUUCAGCUUGUGGCCGGUCAUCUGCCUCAGCAAAAGGACUAGAAGAUCAAUAGAGAAACUUUUAGAGUGGGAAAACAACAGACUUUAUCACAAGUUGUGUUUGCAUUGGAAACUUAGCAAAAGGAAGUGCGAGACCAACAACAUGAUGGAAUAUGUAAUCCUAAUAGAGUUCCUUCCCAAGAUCCCCAUCUUCAAACCAGACUAACGAGACGACAGAAGAGCCAAAAAACCUCCACCGCUGCCCAAUUUUCUCCUAAAGUUACAAUGGCUGUGAAACUCCUCCCUCUGAAAAACUCCACUAGUGUUUACAUUUGUCGCCCCUCUUUUCACAAACAUACUUGUUCUGCAUCCUUGUUUACAAAUCCAGCAGGCCCUUGCUUUUUUUUUUUUUGAGGGAACUUGCCAUUGAAAUUUGACCAUUUGGUCAAACCCGUGCUUUGUUGAGCUGCUGCUGACCCUCAUCAGAGGAGGAGCAGCCUUUUGCAGGGACGCUGCUUUUAAAGCUCCAACAGAAGACUGGACGCUCACGUUGAGUUCUGUGAGACAAAAACUUAAUAUUUGUCACUUUCGUCCCUAAACUAAGCACACAGCACAGCCAGGCUUCAAACAAACUUCACAGGCUUCCUUGGUUUGAGAGCUGUUGAAUUCAUGCCCUGAAUAUGUACUUUGAACACAAGAUGGAGCGAAACAUGAGAGUUCAUCCAGAUAAAUGUGAAGCAGGCAGACUAGUCCCACAGGAACAUGUCAAAGUUCACUCCUCAUCCAUUGGAUAUCUUCUUGCCCUGUGCACAACCAGUGACAAUCAUACACUCUGACUGCACUGUUUAUACUAUAUAAAUGGGUCUUUGUGCUACACAGUUCACCCAAAGCAAUUAGAUUUCAAUGUUGUUUGUGUCCAAGUGAUGGACUGGUCACCCAGCAACCGGGUAAUGACAAGACAAAAGGUUUCUUUCACUGUUUUUCUUUAUUUUAUGGAUCAGAUUUUGUUUACUGUUUUCGUCCAAAUGUGCAUGUGCGGGUCAGACGGAGAAACAGGCAAUCAAAAUGGAAAUGCAGAAAUUUCUCACCUCAGAAAGAAAUAGAUUUAUUUCUUAAUGUUUUUUUUUUUUUAUUUUUUUUUUUACCUAUUAUGAUUUUUUUGUUGGUUUGUGUAACUGUGUUGUUCAUGGAAACUUUUGGUUGUUUUGUUAAAUUUGUGGUUAAGUGUCAACAUUGAAGCACUCUCUCUGAGUCCUGCACUCCUUUCUGUGGCCUGUGUCACUAAAACGCAGAGCUUAACUUGUUUCCAAGUGUUUGAGUCCCAAACAAGAGUCAGAGCUCUGCUGUUUUAGAUGUCUCGAUUUAUAAGUUCAGGUGUUUUGGUUGAUAAGGAAGUUUAAAUUAAGAAGACUCAUCCCAAACUGGAAACAUGAAUUAAACGUUGCACUAGUACCUAUUUGUUUUUUUUUUUAAACCAUAAAAAUGCUUCUUAAGUUUGAAAACCUGCAAAGAUUCAUCUUAGCAUCCUUGUUUUCUUUCUUUUUCUUUCACUUGCUUCUGCCAUCAUUACUGUGAUGUUGAGCUGAAUAAAAGGCGAUCAAGACAGUGAUUUCUUGGUGAAUAUAUGAAUUUUAAAGGUGUCACUCUUUCUGUUUAAAGCUUGAAUGCAUCACAGACGUAGGAGUAGGUGUGGGCCGAUAUGAGACUGAGUGAAAACACCAUAUUUUCAUCGAUCCACACAAAGAUUGAAAUCAAUGUCUAACAUGAUGUAGUUGCUUUAAACACAGCUGCAGCUACAAAAAUAACAUCUACAGUUAGCUUUUUAAAUGUGCUGACUGUGUAUCAUGCAGUACCUUGUAUUUCUGCCUUGUAUGCAGUGACACAGGCAGCAUAAUAAUCUGAUGAUAGCUGGCCAGUUAGUUGUGCUAUCUGCUAAGGUAGCUAUCCUGCAGUUUGCUGCAUACCAGACAUGACGCUCACAGCUUUUAUUACCAGGAAUGUUUCUAAACAGCCUCUUAUUUUCUUGCAAACAAGGGGAAGUGUAGUGGCCUUUUUUCAGGUAGACGACUGCUUUGUUGUUCUGAAUAUUCAGAAUGGAGAGAAAUACAUUCACUCUGGUUAUUUUUCAUGGAAAAAACCUUGGUGUCCAUUCAUUCUUUAAAUCUGCCCGUACCUACCUGAGAAGAGAGAAAGCAAAAUAUCUUGCACCCAUUGGAGAAUAUUAGUAGUAAAUUUAUGGCACCUAAAUCAAAAUGAUUUGUUUUAAAUUCAGCAACGAUUUAACUUCAUUGACUUUGUGUAAAACUGCUUCCAUGUCACAUGUCACAACUCAAAGCACCAGUCAGUUUGAUGGCAUACUCAGCAUUUGAUAAAGAGAUAAGUUGUGACCGACAAAGACUGCAGACCAGUGUCCAAACAUCCAUAUAUGUUUACUGAGAUUAUGUAUACAUAUAUCUGUGGAAUUUGAACAAAGCCACCCUGUUUUAGCUCCGGUGAUUGUAUAGGUGGCACUCAGGGGACAUAAAUAAUAAAAUGUAGCAUUAAUAAUCUUGUCGUUUAUUUUCCACAGUUGUGACAGGGUAUCGUGUGUAGUAGUACAGAAGACCACACAUUACUUGAAUAACUGUAAAAUUAUGCAGCUAGUUUGUUUUGAAAUGAGGAACGUGAAAAAAAAAACUCAAAGUUGAUUAAGCUUCCUGAUGUCUCUGGUCUUUUUGUUCAGAAGCACACACUUCACCAACCCACACAGAAAAGUAUUAGUUUAUAUUGUAAGAAGAUAAAAAAUAAAAAAAAUCAGCUAUCUUGCUGGUUGGCAUUUUUGGUUCAUCUGUCACUUUUCUACUUUUGAUUGUCCUCUGCUUUUUGUAAAUCAAGGCAUAAGGUGUUUAUUUUGUUUUUAUGUUUUGGUAUGCGCACAGUGAAUGCCGGAUGCAUAUUGAUUUCGUAUUGCUGAUCGUGUGAUUGAGUUCUACACAGAAAUGCGUCAUUUUUAUAUGAUCCAGAGUGUAAUCUGUAUGUGUGCGACUGUGUGAGUGAGAAAAAGAUAUAUACACAUGUAGAUAUAUGUACAGUUAUAAAACUACCAAUAAAAAGAAAGUGGACAACUUUCUUCCUCAUUAU